Molecule: messenger RNA, 264 nt
Organism: Cladophialophora yegresii CBS 114405
Lineage: Eukaryota; Fungi; Ascomycota; Eurotiomycetes; Chaetothyriales; Herpotrichiellaceae
Exons: 2
Coding region: 1-264 (87 amino acids)
Source: RefSeq, a predicted model, not a curated record
AUGCCCGGCUACACCGGAAAAGAAAUUCCCAACCUCGAAAAGGAUGUUGAUGCAACAGUGGUGGAACUGGUUGACCUGACCCGGCGAGGCUAUGUCCAGAAAAACCAAGCUCUGGAUUUCGCGAAGCUCGCAGGGUAUUUCACUCUCGCCGUGCUAACCCAAAUCGCUUUUGGACAGGCGCUGGGCUUCCUGGUGAAGAUCGAAGACGUCUAUGAUUAUCGCAAGUCAAGCAGCGCCUUCUAUCCAAUCAUGGAACUGGGCUGA